AUGUGGGUGACAGUGACACCGUUAGGGUUCACUAUCGUGUACGAGGAGGUCCCCUGGAAGCUCUUGGCAGAGCGGUCAGGCCCGGCGCCGCCGCGCAAGGAUGACCCAGAUGCCACGGCGUUCAUCCAGGAGCUGGUCAACGCCAACCUGCGUGCCCUGUUGGACGACGAUGGAAGCUUCCAGAAGUACCUUCAGGAUCAAGAAGAUCAAGCUGCCGAUUGGAAGGGCUUGCAGCCUGCUUUUGGCGGUGUUCUUGACAACCAAGGCAACAAGCUGUUGACGAGGCUCUUCACGUACGUCACCGUGGACGGCAAAAUUGGCACGGCCCAAGUUGUCUGUACUGGUUUGAAGACUUCCUUGGACCCCUUCUGA
Effrenium voratum is the source of this 372-nucleotide messenger RNA. The record is from the annotation of a GenBank genome assembly. NCBI's taxonomy places the organism in Eukaryota, Dinophyceae, Suessiales, Symbiodiniaceae.